Molecule: messenger RNA, 4636 nt
Organism: Dunckerocampus dactyliophorus (ringed pipefish)
Lineage: Eukaryota; Metazoa; Chordata; Actinopteri; Syngnathiformes; Syngnathidae
Gene: efs
Product: embryonal Fyn-associated substrate
Exons: 8
Coding region: 376-3240 (954 amino acids)
Biological process (GO): cell surface receptor protein tyrosine kinase signaling pathway; cell migration
Cellular component (GO): plasma membrane; cytoplasm
Molecular function (GO): protein binding
Source: RefSeq, a predicted model, not a curated record
AUGCAACUGGAUUCGGCGAACAGAAUGAUGGCAGACAAUCCAAACUGUUUUUAGAUAUACACACUGCGUCAGCCUUCUAGAAGGAGGAGAUCAUUGUGUUGUCAUCGCCGAAAAUGAUUGAACGCCAAUGGCCAAAGAAUUUUACGCUUGAGAAGAAGUGAUUUUUCGCCGAUCUCUUACUGUACGCCAAUUAAGUUUAUCGGCGAAUGCAAAUAAGGAAGAAGGCGGAGACGAUGUGUCCUCUCCAAAGCCAGCUGUGCCUCAGCACCGAAUUUUCAUCAUGGAGAGCCGCUGCAGAGCUAAAUGGAGCCCGUUGACUUAACCGGAACACUUGAGAUUUACUUUCCCUGAGUCGUAAUCACAACCCUUGCAGCAAUGUCUGUUUCUACGGUGUUGGCAAAGGCGCUGUUUGACAACACAGCAGAGAGUCCAGAGGAGCUAGCGUUCAGGAAGGGGGACAUCCUGAUGGUUCUGGAACAGGAGCAAAGUGGGGGACCUGGCUGGUGGCUCUGUUCCCUGCACGGUCGCCAGGGCAUUGCCCCCGCCAACCGUCUCCGCCUCCUCCAGACUGCCCCGCCCCCUGGCCCAGACACUGUAUACUUGCCGCCUGGUGCGCCGCUGUCCCGCACGGCCGCAAACAGCAGCGUAGAAGACGUAGACAGCGUGUACCGCUCCCCGCCAGCUGUGGGUGAGGGGCGAGCAGCAGCAGCUAAUGCAGCCUUGAGACCAGGGGAACUUCGCCGGGUGGAGAGCGGGCGCCCACGCUCUCAUUCCAGUUCUGGGUCUCGACCCAGGCCUGAGUGGGACAUGGGAGUGGCGGGUCGUCCACGCUCCCCAUCUCUGAGAGGACGAGGCACAGAAAUGACAGGAGCUGUUUAUCAGACCCCAAUAAGCCCACUUCCCUCAGCUGCUCAGCAUGCCAGACAGCAAGGAGUUCAAAUGGCUCCAGAGUCUGUGUAUCUGUCCCCCAGAGUUGCCGACGAGUCUGAGGACACCACAUAUCUUGUCCCUAGAGAAACAAUCGCAACAGAAGUUUCUGAUGACUGUUACUUGGUGCCAAAAGGGACACCACUGUCAGGUGAAGAGGUUUACCAAACCCCAACAGGAGGGGUUCUGGCCUCUCCGGCCUGCACUAAUGGCCCCUCCUCAGUCGGCGGAACAUCCGGGGCCCCCCAGUCUAAAGUCAGCCAGGACAUUCCUGGGAUGUAUCAAACCCCCACAUCUGUGGCAGUAAGCCUUCCAAGGACUUCAACCGCAGCUCUGGUCCAUCAGCACUCAUGUCAAUCAUCUCCAGCCCAGGUGUCUCCCAGACCUCUGCUCAAGGGUGCACCACCCAACCCUGCUGUGGCCAGAGGCAAAGCGGGUCUGGUCUGCCACAGAGGGUCCCCGUUGCUGGUUCGAGCCGGGCACCCGCGAGCUCCUGGCUCGCCGAAUUUUGCCCGAAAGCCCCCUCCGCCCGCACCCCCUGUGAGGGGGGUCACCAGGAAAGAUGGGCAGCAGGCCGCACCUUUGUCGGGGGAUUCUAGUGUUACCCCAAGCCUUGGCUGUCGGGGCACCCCUGCAAGCCUGCAGCAAGAAUUGGACAAACAGAUAAGUCAGGACCUGGAGAAAAGCAAUAAUAUGCAAAACAAUAAAGGAGAAGAUUAUGCAGAUCCUGUGGAUGACCAGGUUUACGACACCCCUCCCAGUGGCAGAUGGCAGCGUCCAGUGCCGACUGUCGUUGAUGAUGACGAUGACAGCAUCUAUGAUACCCCUCGCAGUGUCCCACCACACACCAACUCUGAAACAGAGGUCUAUGACGUUCCCACCAUAACGCUGAAUGGGUCUAUAUCUGAAGUCACUUCAGUGCCUGGCGAUGCUGAUGAUGUCUACAGUGUACCCACUCUUCCUGGUGUCCCUCUGGGUCCCGGGGAGUCCACUACUAACCUCUGUGGGGAGGACGCCACCCAGAACGGGCAGCUCUACUGCGUUCCAGGCUCUGAGAAGCGAGCAAGCACGGGAGAUCAACAGCGGGACUCUUUGGAACCAGACUGCGGCGUAUAUGACAUGCCUGCUCUGACGGCCGAAGUCCUGCCUCACUCCUCCUCCUCUUCCUCCACUUCCACCCGCCGUCUCUCAUUGUCCAGUAACGGCUCUGGGGAUGUGCAGUGGAGAGCCUCGCUGUCCAGCCUGGUCCACGCCGUGCUGAGUACCACCUCCAGCUCGCCCACCGCGCUGUCGUCCCGGGAUCUGGCCACCUCCUUGGCAGAAAUCCUGUCCACGUGGAAAGCCAGUCACUCCGGGGAUCCUGCGGCACCCCUUCAGCAGGCCUGGGCUCGCCUAUCAGACCUUCUGCCUGCUUUGUCUGCCAUCGGCAACGCUCCUCCGUCUGAAGGACUCUUGUCUCUGGUCCAGCGGUCCCUUGAGGAAAGCGCCCUCCUCUUGCAGACUCAGGGUCGCCCCCGACUCCCUUCCCAGGAAUCUCUGUCACGCAGGCCGCUGCCCGCGCUCCCGGUGUCCGAUGGGAAGUCGUCUGGAGGUGGAAUGGGCUCCCGUAAGAGUAGCUGGAUUCAGGAAAGGCCUUUGCCCCCAACGCCGCAGCCGGCCUUCCCCUUGGCUCCCACUUCGGCCACCGUGACCCUCACAGUGUGCCCCAGCAACAGUGAGGACGACCCCAGCAACGAGUAUGCAGGAAUCGGCUUGACCCCUGUUCCUCCACCUGUCACUAAUGGAGAUAGUGUUGGAUAUGUUAAGCUGCAGGGAAAACCAGAGCUUCCACUAGCUCAGAACGGACAAACGAUCACUUCAGAGCCAAGACUGACUCCAUCCCCUCCUCUGCCGGUGUCCCUCUCCCUGGAGGACUCGGAGCUCCUCUCCUUCUACUCAUCCCAGAGCCUCGCUCACCUCUCCUGCCUGGCCGACGCCAUCGAUGUGCUCUUCACCAGUGUGCAGGGCAACCAGCCGCCUCGGAUCUUUGUGGCCCGCGGGAAGAGCCUCAUCGUGACGGCCCACAAACUCGUGUUCAUCGGCGACACGCUGUCUCGACUCCUCACCUCCGCCGACCUCCGAGCCAAGAUCACAACCUCCGGGGGUCGACUGUGCCAGGCCUUGAAGGCGGUUGUUGUGGCGACAAAGGGCGCCGCUCAAAACUACCCGUCAGUGUCGGCGUCCCAGGAGAUGGUUGAUCGGGUCGCUGAGCUCUCCCAGCAGGCAGCGGGCUUCUCCACUCUGCUCCAGCGCCUGGCCGAGAUCUCCUCGUGAUGCCCCCAGCAUGAAAACCCUUGUUGACACUACACACCUUCUCUCUUGGAAAAAUGCCUUAUUUGUUGUUACACUUUACACACUACAGCCCUGUGUGUGCUUCAGCUCCUUCCCUCUUGUGUGUGUUAACUUAUUGAGGAUGGCAGGCUGCUUAUAGCUUUGUGUGUCUUUUGCUUUACAAUGUUGCUUUUUCCCUCCCCGAGUUCUAUCUAAAUAUAGCACAGAAGGACACGUUUACAUUCUGGUUCUGGCCUACUUUUUACUGUGAUACCUUGAAGGCUUUCUCUGUUAGCGCCUCUCCAUCCUUACUUAGCCUGUGCUGUGCUGUGUUUGUGUGAAACGUGAAGACUCCAUGUUGUAAUCCAGUCCAUGUUGGAUUACACUCAGCAUCCACGACACACCUUUACUUGAAGAUUAGCAUCUGACGGGAAUCCCCGGAGCAUGAAUAAUGAAAGUCGUGGGACAAAUUGCCCAGUGCUUUUCCUUCCCACAGUCGCACAAAGGAUGAGGAACCUGUCUAUCAACCUUACAUGUCUCCACAUGUUGUGAUCUGCAUGCUGUCGUUUGCAUUUUGCAUUAGUGUCCCACUAAAUGCUCUGCUCAUCUGGAAGUAGUUACACUACUGCUUUCAUGUCUGUCUUCCACAAAAUUGGAAUCAAGCCCCUUUACUUAACCUACAAUUCAAGUGUCUAAUUUAGGAUCAUUUGGGAGAGCGCCAUAAUUAUUUUGUCAUCCUUAACAAGCAUAUUCUGAAGAACUCUUCUCUCCUGUCCCAUUUUUCCCCUGCUGUAGUGUCACCUUGUGGAUGUUUGAAGUAUUAUUAAUAUACCUAUAUGAGUAUGAAGAGAGCAAGUUACCUUUUAUAUUUAUUAUGUUUUUUGGAAUUCCUGUUUCAUAGCUUUAAUAUGCUUCCAUUUGUCAUAUGCGCACCAUUUUUACCUUGCGUGAUUUAUUGCAAAGAAAGUGGUUUGUUUUUAUUUACGGAAAUCUAUACCAAUCACAUCAUGCAAAUUUUCUACACUAUAUGAACUCAUUCCCAUUUGCUGAGGUAUAGAACCAUACUGACCUAAACCUCUACAAUUGAACACUAUAUUCUAUCUGUCGUUGCUGUUCAGAAUAAACCAAUACAUUUUUUAAGUAAUGAAAACAGUCCUUUGUCCUUGAAAGUUACCAUUACCAUUACGCAGUUAGCAUGAAUAUAUGGAGUAUAUUCUAUAAUAUCAGUGCAUGUCAAUAUGUAUUUUACGCAGAUACAGGAUUAAAAUGCUUGUGUUUGCAUUUAUGACUUUGUCAGACUAUUAUGCAUUUGUUGAGGUAACAAUUUUAGGGUAUGAUAAUGCCUUGCAUUGGCAUAUGCAAAAUAGGAUAGUCCUACAGAACGGGUGUCCAAAACAAG